AUGAGAGCAGCAGCCCGGGCGCUUGAGCUCUUCCUAGAGUCGCUGUUGAAGAAGGCCUGCCAGGUGACCCAGUCCCGGAACGCCAAGACCAUGACCACAUCCCACCUGAAGCAGUGCAUCGAGCUGGAGCAGCAGUUUGACUUCUUGAAGGACUUGGUGGCAUCUGUUCCCGACAUGCAGGGGGACGGGGAGGACAACCACAUGGAUGGGGACAAGGGCGCCCGCAGGGGCCGGAAACCAGGCAGCGGCGGCCGGAAGAACGGUGGAAUGGGAACGAAAAGCAAGGACAAGAAGCUGUCCGGGACAGACUCGGAGCAGGAGGAUGAAUCUGAGGACACAGAUACUGAUGGGGAAGAGGAGACAUCACAACCCCCACCCCAGGCCAGCCACCCCCCUGCCCACUUUCAGAGCCCCCCGACGCCCUUCCUGCCCUUCGCCUCUACUCUGCCUUUGCCCCCAGCGCCCCCAGGCCCCUCAGCACCUGAUGAAGAGGACGAAGAGGAUUAUGACUCCUAGCGCCUUCUGCCCCCCAGGCCAUAGCCCCUUUUAGUUGGUUUUAGUUGCUCUGGGGGGAAGAGAGAAGGUAGAGCUGUUCUUAAAUUUAUUAAAAAAAAUAAUAAAAGGGAAUCUCAGUGUCUGUUC
This is a messenger RNA of Mandrillus leucophaeus (drill), 642 nucleotides long. RefSeq names its product DR1-associated protein 1 (negative cofactor 2 alpha) (gene DRAP1). Gene Ontology annotation, biological process: negative regulation of transcription by RNA polymerase II; transcription by RNA polymerase II; positive regulation of transcription by RNA polymerase II. Gene Ontology annotation, cellular component: negative cofactor 2 complex; nucleus. The record is from RefSeq and is a predicted model, not a curated record. The transcript has 6 exons. Gene Ontology annotation, molecular function: transcription coactivator activity; RNA polymerase II general transcription initiation factor activity; protein heterodimerization activity. Lineage: Eukaryota; Metazoa; Chordata; Mammalia; Primates; Cercopithecidae. Bases 1 to 516 code for a protein of 171 amino acids.